Molecule: messenger RNA, 1285 nt
Organism: Vitis riparia (riverbank grape)
Lineage: Eukaryota; Viridiplantae; Streptophyta; Magnoliopsida; Vitales; Vitaceae
Product: myb-related protein 308-like
Exons: 3
Coding region: 133-810 (225 amino acids)
Source: RefSeq, a predicted model, not a curated record
CUCCCCUUGUGUUCUUGCCUUGGGAUCUCUUCAUCUCUCCCUCUCCCUCUUUUUCUAUCUCCAUACUUUUUCUUUAUUAAUCCCUUCAAUUUCUCAAGGUUUCUCGAGGGGUGUAAUAUUAUUCAAUACCCCAUGAGGAAGCCCUGCUGUGAUAAGCAAGAUACCAACAAAGGAGCUUGGUCCAAGCAGGAAGACCAGAAGCUGAUAGAUUACAUUCGAAAAAACGGCGAAGGCUGCUGGAGAACCCUCCCUCAGGCUGCAGGCCUACUUCGUUGCGGUAAAAGUUGUCGCUUAAGAUGGAUAAAUUACCUAAGGCCAGACCUUAAAAGAGGCAACUUUGCUGAAGAUGAAGAAGAUCUUAUCAUCAAACUUCAUGCACUCCUAGGCAACCGCUGGUCACUGAUAGCUGGGAGACUGCCUGGAAGAACAGACAAUGAAGUAAAGAACUACUGGAAUUCUCAUUUAAGGAGAAAGCUAAUAAACAUGGGUAUUGACCCAAAUAAUCAUCGUCUGAGCCACAAUUUCCCUCGCCCUCGGGACCCAUGUACCGCUGCGACCGCAACAUCAUCUGGUUUGAACAACCAUGGAAGUCCGCCGGUGAAAUCGGUUGGUGAUAAUGAUCAGACAUCUGAUGCCGGAAGCUGUUUAGAUGAUAACCGGCGUGCCUUACCUGAUUUGAACCUUGAUGUCGCAAUCACCAUUCCUCAACCUUCACUAGAUACUACCGAAGAGGCGAAGAAACAUAAUGAGUCCAAAGUAUCGAGGGAGCUUGAACCUGGUCCCUCUUCCACGCUGCUCCUCUUUGGAUGAUUGUUAGGUGAACAUGGACGAAAAUUUUAAUUUGGUGGAAAAUUUGGUUUUUCAUUUCCUUGAUCUUAAACCACCACUUAACAUUUAGAAGAGGAAUUAAUUUGCAUAAAGUGAACAAGAGCGGGAGAAAAGCAAGUUCUGAUCGAUGCAUUUGAAAGGCUGAGAGAUCUCCUAGCAGCCAACACCUAUUCAUGAAUUUUUAGUCAUUCUUCCAAUUGAUGAAUUAUAUUGCUCACUAUGACUAAAGUUUACAAAGAAAGGCAUGUGGAAUCGCACUGGAGGUAGAUCCGAAAAAAAGACUACCAAUUGCUUUCUUCCUUUGCGAAGCUUAUGGCAUUGUGGACAGUACUUUGGGUCAGUACACAUGUAUUAGUCAAUAAAUUUGUGACCGAGAAUAUUUGAACUUAUUGUUCAUUUUUAGCUGCCUUUAUGUUUUUGGUAUAUUUUUAUCACGAAGAUUAAUUUUUUGUUUAAA